This is a messenger RNA of Onthophagus taurus, 1030 nucleotides long. It is a transcript of the gene red, whose product is annotated as LysM peptidoglycan-binding domain-containing protein red. The record is from RefSeq and is a predicted model, not a curated record. Lineage: Eukaryota; Metazoa; Arthropoda; Insecta; Coleoptera; Scarabaeidae.
UUAGCACUUCUGUUGAACUAAAUGGCCGUACACAAAGUUCAAUCCGUACUAAAUAUUCUUUUUACGGAAAUAUAACGAUUGAAUUAGUUUAAAGUAGGAAGGAAUGUAAACGAUACGUAACCAUUUUGAAGAGCAGCAAACGGAGCAUUCACCAAAUUAGAAAACGAUUCCGCUUUGACGUUAGAGACGUCAUAAGGUCAGUUGUGUUGCUUUUAUGUACAUAUGUGUGCGUGUUCGUAUCUUUUUAACGAAUUUGUAAACAUCAGCAAGAGAAUUUUUUAUUUGAUAUUAAUCGCACGAUAAUCGGAGUCGUUGCUUCCUCUUUCAACACAACGUUUGGAGGAAUUUUACAAUGUGCUGGGAGUCCCGUUAAUAAUUUUAUAAUGGAUGAAAGAAGUCGUUAUGAAAAAUUGUCUAUUAGGGAAUCAGCUAGGUCUUUGAAGAGGUAUGGAAGUACAAAUAAGCAUACUAUUCGAGAGAACUAUAUAAAACAUAUCAUCUCACCUGGAGAUACACUACAAGGGAUUGCUUUAAAAUAUGGUGUCACUAUGGAACAAAUUCGCAGAGCUAAUCGCUUGUGGACUAGUGAUAGCUUAUUCUUAAGAGAACAUUUAUUGAUACCAGAAACAGAAAAUAAUAGUAUAUACGAAAAAUCAGAUAAUUUAAAUAAUAUUCUUCCUACCAGCACGCCAACCUCUCCAGAUUUAUAUGAAAAUACCAAUGAUUUCUUAGGAAAAAUUGAUGCUGCUAUUGCUACUACAAAAGAAGAUUUGAAAAGGGUCCAGAAAAACAGCAAGAUAUCCCAAGAUAUAAAUGGUUAUGGAAUCUCGAAUGAAUCAUCAAGCGAUAAAAGAAAUACUAUUGCCCCUACAAGAACAGUAGUUGCUCAAGAUCACAAAAUUAGAACCUCAAUGAAAAGACACGAAUGGCAACAAGAGGAACUUUUCGAAUUAUAAGAUUAACAAAAAAAAUACUAAUGUAAUAUCUCAAUAACGUAAAAGAAAUAUAGAUUAAUUUGCAAUACCUUAAA